Molecule: messenger RNA, 2016 nt
Organism: Elaeis guineensis (African oil palm)
Lineage: Eukaryota; Viridiplantae; Streptophyta; Magnoliopsida; Arecales; Arecaceae
Product: CLP protease regulatory subunit CLPX1, mitochondrial
Biological process (GO): protein folding
Cellular component (GO): mitochondrial matrix
Molecular function (GO): ATP binding; ATP hydrolysis activity; ATP-dependent protein folding chaperone
Source: RefSeq, a predicted model, not a curated record
AUUACUGUAAGACGGAGAAACAGAGCCGGAUACGUAAUAAAUACCCUUGCCACUCACCGGACAUUUUUUUUCUCCCCGUUGCACAUCAAAUUCCAAAUUAAAGCCCUUUUCGCUGCCGAAUCCCCACGAAGUUUCAUCCUUUCUCGUUUCCUCUCUCUCGCGAUGUCCGCGGCCGUGAGAUCGAGGGCCGUCGGAGCGGCGGCCGCAGUCCAAUCUGUGUACGUCUCCUCCCACCGGAUGCACGCCGGCAGGAUCUCCAAUGUCCACGGCAAGUACCGGCGGCGGUGGGACGACUUCUGGACCUGGGCCCCCCGCUAUUUUCGCCCCCUCGAACUGGUUUCCGUCCAGGGCCACCUCGUCGACCGGGGCACCCUCUUUCCCAACGCCCCCUCGCUGGAGACCAAUGGGCGUUCCGGCUGGGAGCCGCCCGAGAUCUGGCAGCAGCCCGGGGAUUCUGGGGUCACCGUCCACUCGGCCAGCCUAGGCCGGAUUAAUGUAAUUAGGGUUGGAGGAGGAGGUGGAGGGGGCACCGGCGCUGGAGGCGGUGGCGGAGGGUUUGACUCGAAGGAUGGAUGUUGGGGCGGUUCCAAUCUCGGGAACAAGUUCCCAACUCCCAAGGAGAUCUGCCGAGGUCUUGACAACUUUGUGAUCGGGCAGGAGCGCGCGAAGAAGGUACUCUCUGUGGCAGUGUACAAUCAUUAUAAAAGGAUCUAUUAUGAGUCCUUAUCGAAAUGGUGUGCAGCUGGUUCCAAUGAAAAUGAAGCUAGUACAACUGACAUUGACACAGUUGAACUUGAGAAAAGCAACAUUCUUUUAAUGGGCCCAACAGGCUCAGGGAAAACAUUACUGGCAAAAACGUUGGCUCGAUUUGUGAAUGUGCCUUUUGUAAUAGCUGAUGCAACUACUCUCACUCAGGCAGGAUAUGUUGGUGAAGAUGUGGAGUCUGUAUUAUACAAGCUUCUUGUGGCUGCUGACUUCAAUGUAGCGGCUGCACAGCAGGGCAUUGUCUACAUCGAUGAAGUUGAUAAGAUUACCAAGAAGGCUGAGAGCCUCAAUAUUAGUAGAGAUGUAUCUGGUGAAGGCGUUCAACAGGCAUUGUUGAAAAUGCUUGAAGGAACAGUUGUUAAUGUGCCUGAGAAAGGAGCUCGGAAACAUCCAAGAGGUGACAAUAUUCAGAUUGAUACUAAAGAUAUUCUCUUCAUUUGUGGAGGCGCCUUUAUUGACUUAGAAAAAACUAUCUCAGAAAGGCGGCAUGAUUCUUCCAUUGGCUUCAGAGCACCAAUACGUGCAAACAUGCGUACUGGCAGUGUUACAAAUGCUGCAGUAGCAUCCUCUUUGUUGGAAUCAGUUGAAAGUGGUGAUCUCAUUGCAUAUGGUCUGAUACCAGAAUUUGUUGGAAGAUUUCCAAUACUUGUUAGUUUGUCUGCUCUGAAUGAGGAUCAACUUGUUGAGGUUCUUACCAAACCAAAAAAUGCCGUCGGGAAACAAUACAUAAAGUUGUUCCAAAUGAAUGAUGUUAGGCUGCAUUUUACAGAGAAGGCUUUGCGGCUAAUUGCAAAGAAAGCAAUGGCUAAAAAUACUGGGGCUAGGGGCUUGAGAUCAAUAUUGGAGAAUAUAUUGACAGAAGCAAUGUAUGAGAUUCCUGACACGAGAACAGGGAAAGAGAAAAUAGAUGCUGUUGUGGUUGAUGAGGAAUCCGUUGGAUCUGUAGAUUCACAUGGGUGUGGAGCUAAAAUUCUUUGCGGUGAAGGAGCAUUGGAGAACUAUUUUUCUCAACAAAAUCUGAAAGAAGCAGAAACAACGUUCGAGAGGUCUGAGGGAGAACCUGAAGCAGACUUGGAGCUUCCCUCCAGAGUUGCUAGCAUGUAAACCUUUUAGCAACGAUAUUGUACACAAGUUAUAUUUAUCUAAACACAGUUAAAUUUCAAUGGCAGCCCAUUCAAAUGUAUCAUUCUGGCCAUAUGUAAAUUGAUAAUAGCAUGCAGGCUUCAUGGGCAAUAUCGGAUAUUACUUCCA